Cantharellus anzutake is the source of this 376-nucleotide messenger RNA. RefSeq lists its product as uncharacterized. The transcript is spliced from 4 exons. The annotation marks the transcript as partial. The record is from RefSeq and is a predicted model, not a curated record. Lineage: Eukaryota; Fungi; Basidiomycota; Agaricomycetes; Cantharellales; Hydnaceae.
CAUUCCGAUUUCGGUGCUCCUCGUUCGCUGGGUUUUCGGCGGACUUUGACGACGAUUGCAACGGCACACUGUGCACUCCUGAACCGUUCAAUCUCCUCAGUGUAUUCAUCCAUAUUCUGCCUCUCUGCACAUAACCAUUUUAUCUUGCCCACUUGCUUCACAUCAGCGGCCUCUCACUUGGCUUUGACUUCAGACCGGAGUUUGGCAGCUUGACGCCAAUCUGACGUCCAUCAGAACCAUUUAAAGCCUGUCACUCCUUCCCUCGAGUCCCGAAUCAUAUGCAGUUGUCCCUCCUAAUACUUGAAUGGUCAACGUUAAUGCACGAUAGCACUAUUCCAGCGAAUGCCCCCAGCAAACCUGAUGAGUUCCCCAUCAG